Molecule: messenger RNA, 846 nt
Organism: Coregonus clupeaformis (lake whitefish)
Lineage: Eukaryota; Metazoa; Chordata; Actinopteri; Salmoniformes; Salmonidae
Product: adenylate cyclase type 6-like
Exons: 1
Biological process (GO): cAMP biosynthetic process; adenylate cyclase-inhibiting G protein-coupled receptor signaling pathway; adenylate cyclase-activating G protein-coupled receptor signaling pathway
Molecular function (GO): adenylate cyclase activity
Source: RefSeq, a predicted model, not a curated record
AUGAGCUGCCUGAGGGACCCGGAUGCCAUGGAGCCCCCUCUGGAGCCCCCUCAACCCCCACCACUGUGGAGGGGGGCCGGGGCAGCUGGCGGGGGGCAACUCGGCGUGCGCUGCAUCUGGCAAGAGGACCACUACGGCAAACGGGGCGGCGCCACCGGGGAAGGGGUGGGGCUCAAAUCUGUCGACCUGGGCUUUGAGGACGGGGACCUGAAGGGGAGGAAGGUGGGGGGGGGUGGCGGAGAGGGGGGUGACGAGGGUCUCAACGGGGGAGGGGGGGUGACGGCGGCAGACUGCUGGCUGCGGGUGGUGCGGGUGUUCCAGUCCAAGAAGUUCCAGUCUCAUAAGCUGGAGCUUCUCUACCAGCGCUACUUCUUCAGGCUCAACCAGAGCUCCCUCACCAUGCUGAUGGGGGUGCUGGUGAUCGUGUGCGGCGUGAUGCUGACCUUCCACUGUGUCCACGCGCCCCCGGACGUGGCCUACUCCUCGGCCCUCUCGGUGGCCAUGGCCCUGUUCAUGGCCCUCAUGGUUGUGUGUAACCGAACGGCUUCCACCAGGACUACAUGGAUGGUGAGCUACCUGGUUAUCGGGGUCCUGUUGCUGGUGCAGGUGUUCGGGGUGCUGAUGGUGGCGCCUCGUAGCGCAUCUGAGGGCAUCUGGUGGUCUGUGUUCUUCAUCUACAUCAUCUACACGCUGCUGCCUGUCAGGAUGAGAGCAGCCGUGCUGAGCGGAGGGGUGCUCUCCACCAUUCACCUGGUCACCACCUGGCAGUUCAACCAGGAAGACAUGUUCCUCUGGAAACAGGUAGGAACUCAGCCUGCUCCCAUCAUAGAGAUACAUACACUGAGU